Rotaria sordida is the source of this 2520-nucleotide messenger RNA. The record is from the annotation of a GenBank genome assembly. Lineage: Eukaryota; Metazoa; Rotifera; Eurotatoria; Philodinida; Philodinidae.
AUGUUUAAGGCAGCAGUGCUACUUUCUCAUCAAUAUAAUAUAACAAUUGAUGGAGAAUUUCUAGGAUGGCAAGUAGCGGAAACUACUGGGGGUAUAAUUGAUGCGCUUAGCGAUGCAUGUCGUGCAGUGUUGAAUUUAAAUACAGUUGGUAUUAUUGGUCCAGAAUUGUCGCGAGAAUCUCAAUUAGUAGCUCCUUUCGGCGAAAAACUUGGUAUACCUGUUAUAUCAUAUGCUUCUACUGAUCCUGAUUUAUCUGAUAAAAAAACUUAUCCAACUUUUUAUCGUACAGUUCCUUCGGAUGAUACAGCUGCAUCAUCCCUUGUUAAAUUAUUUAUUCGAUAUAAUUGGACAUCAUGUUCAAUUAUUUAUCAAAAUGAUGCAUUUGGAUCUGGUGGAGUCAAAGCUAUAAAUCAAGCAUUUAAUCAAAGUAAAUUAACAGUAACACAAACGGUUAUCUUUGAUAUUGGUUAUCUUGGGUUUCGUGGAGAUUUAAAAGUUUCUCUAGUUAAUAGUCCAACACGAAUUGUUAUUGUAUGGGCUGAAUCAAUUUAUACAUCUAUUAUAUUACAAAAAGCUCUUGAUUUGAAUUUAGUUGGUCCAUCUUUUACAUGGAUACUAAGUUCUAGUGUUUCAUUUGAUUCUUUUAAUAAAACAUUUCAGGAAAAUUUAAUUGGAAUGCUUCUUAUUGAACCAGUUGUAGGAUCAGUUGUCAAUGUACCAAUUAAUCAAACAUUAUUAGAUUCAGCACUUAAUAUUUGGCAACAAUAUGAAAAUGAAACAUAUCCUAGAUCGACAAACGUUGAUUAUUAUGCAUUAUUUGCAUUUGAUGCAACAUGGGCAUUAAUUCAAUCAUUACAAAAAUUGUGUUCAUCAACAAUAAAUAAUUCUUCUUCAUGUUUAUCAUUUGUUAAAUCUUCAUUCUGUUUUGAUAAUCGUUUUAAUCAAUCGAAUUUAUUGUUAGAUGCACUUAGUACAACACAAUUUCUUGGUGUAUCUGGUCCUGUACAAUUUACUUCUAACUCUACAAAUAGAAUAAAUGGUUCAUAUUAUUCUCUAAAAAAUCUUCAUUCUGUGGCCAGUGGUUUGAGUUUUGUGUCUGUAUUAGAAUAUGUAGAUCCUGGAAAUUGGAGAACACCUUUAAAAGAAAAUGUUAUUAUAUGGCCAGGAAAUACAUUAACAAGCCCAUCUAGUCGGGCACUUCUUAAAGGUGUAACAUUACGAAUUGGUAUUAUUCGAGGACCCCCAUUUCUAAUUGUUGAAAAUAUAACAGAUAAUACUGGACAGACUAUUAUACAGUAUAAUGGUUAUAUAUGGAAUCUACUUAAUCUUUUAAAAGAUAAAAUUGGAUUUAAUCCAAUAAUUCAAUUAGCACCAUCAAAUCAAACAUAUACUCAAAUAGUUCAAUCGGUAAAUGAUGGUGCUUAUGAUAUAGUUGUAGGUGAUGUUACUGUUACAUCUAACCGAAGAGAAUUAGUCGGUUUUUCUAAUGCUAUAUUUGAUAAUUCUUUACGUAUUAUUAUGCGAAAAUCACCCGAUAUCAGUGUUGAUCUCUUAUCAUUCUUAAAACCAUUUUCACGUAAUUUAUGGAUAUUAGUCUUUGCUACUUUUAUAUAUGCUGGUAUUUUGAUGUGUAUUAUUGAGAGAAAAGAUAAUAAAGGCUUAGAAAGUGGAUCAAUAUUAUCUCAAUUUGUACUGAGUGUAUGGUAUUGUUUUGGUAAUAUAGUUGGAUAUGGUGUAGAAUUUAAUGCUAGGACAGCUGCUGGACGUUUUUUAACUGCUGGUUUAUAUAUAUUAAGUUUGAUAUUAGUUGCAUCAUAUACUGCUAAUUUAGCAUCUGAUUUGACAAUAGCUAAAUCACAAGGUGUUAUUUCUGGAAUUGAUGAUAUUAAAAAUAAAAAAAUUCCAAAUAAUCGUAUCGGUAUUCGUGUAGGUACAGCUAGUGAAGAUUAUUAUUUAUCAGAAAUAUCUGGAGGAAAUAAAAAUUACCAUCCGUUAUACACUCGACAACAAAUGUAUGAUGAGCUACUCGCAGGUACUAUUGAAGUAUCGUUUUUGGAUGACGGAAUUGCUCAAUAUGUGACCAAUGAUAUUUAUUGUAAUUUAACUUUAGCUGGAAAUGGUUUUGAUGUUGGCAUUUUUGGUAUUGUUACUCCUAAACAAUGGUUAUAUGCACAAGAUUUAGAUGUUAAUAUAUUAUCAUUAAGAGAAACAGGUCAACUUGAGGAUUUAAGACAAAAAUGGUUUGAACAAAAACAUUGUUCUGAUUCAACUGUAACAUCGACUGCAAUUGAAAUUAAGGCAAUAAGUGGAUUAUUCGUUACAUUUGCAGUAAUUAGUGUUUUAUCAUUCUUAUUAUUUUUAUGGAUGAAAAGAUUGAUGAUUAAAGGUUAUUUAUCGAAAUUCAUAUGUCCAAAUAAAUCUUCAACUGAACAAAAAUACUCUAUUAAAAGACGAGGAAGCAAAACUUCUCAACAUUCGCAAAACAAUCAAACAGUGUUACCCAAUUUUUCAGGUUUUUAA